Molecule: messenger RNA, 1442 nt
Organism: Dermatophagoides pteronyssinus (European house dust mite)
Lineage: Eukaryota; Metazoa; Arthropoda; Arachnida; Sarcoptiformes; Pyroglyphidae
Product: very long chain fatty acid elongase 6-like
Biological process (GO): fatty acid elongation, saturated fatty acid; very long-chain fatty acid biosynthetic process; fatty acid elongation, polyunsaturated fatty acid
Cellular component (GO): endoplasmic reticulum membrane
Molecular function (GO): fatty acid elongase activity
Source: RefSeq, a predicted model, not a curated record
CAAAACAGAUAAAAAAAAGAGAAGCGAAGAAAAAAAAAGAGUAAAAUUUUUUAAAAGAAGAAGAAGAAAAACAUUAACAUUAAACAGAUAUUAGACAACGAUUUGAAGACGAAGAUAUUUGACGAAAAGCAAAGAUUUUUUCUUUUUCUUCUUCUUUGCAAUUGGAUUUUAUCGUUACGUUUUUUGUUUUUUGUUUUGUUUUUCGCAUCCACAUCCGAUUUUUUCCGUUUUCUGGUUCUGUGUGUUUAUCGAUUGAUUUGAUUGAAUUUCGAUUCGAUUUCAACCAGCCAACCAACAAAAAUGUUCAACUUUAGUAAUUAUCGUGAUAUACGUUAUCAUUAUUUUCAUGUUUAUGUACCGGGUAAACAUCAUCAAUUUGAACGUGAUUUAACUAAAUUUCCCGGUGUACCGAAUUCAUUUUUUAUUGAAGAAUUUUUACGUGAACAUGCUGAUUUUAUUCAUCGUAAUCUUUCACGUUGGUAUUAUUCAUUUUAUUUAUCGAUAAUAUAUUUAUUGGCAAUAAUAUUGAUAAAAAAAUGGAUGCAAAACAGGCAACCAUUUCAAAUGAAACCAAUAUUAAUUAUAUGGAAUAUUUCAUUAGCAAUAUUUUCAAUUAUUGGUACAUUUCGUUGUUUACCGGAAUUUAUUCAUGUACUUUAUCAUCAUGGUCUUGUACAUUCAUAUAGUAAAUCAACAUAUUAUUUUGAUUAUCGAUUAUCAGCAUGGUAUUUUAUGUUUACAUUAUCCAAAUCAAUUGAAUUACUUGAUACUGGUUUUGUUUUAUUACGUAAAAAACCAUUAAUUGUUUUACAUUGGAUACAUCACCUAUUAACACUUAAUUAUUCAUGGUUUGUAUUUUCGGAUGCACCAGCUACCGCACGUUGGAUGUGUAAUAUGAAUUAUUUUGUUCAUUCAUUAAUGUAUACAUAUUAUGCGGCAAAAGUAGCCGGCAUACAAAUAUCACGUCGUAUUUCGCUAACAAUAACAACAUUACAAAUUGCACAAAUGUUUGCCGGUUUAUUUGUUAAUUAUAAAGCAUUACAAAGAAAAUUAAUUGGUUUACCUUGUGAUGCAUCAUUGUCGGUAUUGAUAACCGGUGUUACCCUUUAUGGUUUAUUUGCAAUUUUAUUUAUCAAUUUUUUUAUUUGGACAUAUAUUAUAAAACGUUCAAAAAAUCGUAUCCGUACCGCUGUUCGUCAUUUUACAUCAUCAAACAAAAAUAAAAAUAAUAAUAAUGAUUUGGAUAAUGAUAAAACAUCUUUAAUCGAUAAAUCAACAAUAACAACGACGACAACAAAUAAUGGAUCAAUACAAUUUGUGGCCAAAAAAGUUCAAUAACCAAUGGAAGACAACAACAACAGAAAGCAAAAAGGAAUCAGAAUCAAUCAUAAUUUCCAAAAAACAAAAUUGAUUUUUACAAGUUUUUUUUUAAAUUACUAAAU